AUGACAAUUGCGUUCAAGGGUUGCAGUGCAAUCAAACAGUACAAUGCGAAGAAGCCGGAUAAAUGGGGAUACAAGGCAUUUGUGUUGUCAGAGUCUGAAACCGGGUAUACCUUGAAAUGGGAUCUCUACACUGGCAAAACUGAUGACCCACCUCAGAACAAUGGUGAUGGGAUUGGGGCAGCUCACCGUGUUGUCAGAAAAUUGAUGAACGAAUACAAUCAUGUUGGUCGUAUUGUGUAUAUUGACAGCUACUACUCUUGUAUUCCUUUGGCAAAAGACCUUGCUGAUCAACAAACUGGUAUGUGUGGUACAAUCAAUGCAAAUCGUGUGGGAAUACCAGUUGAACUAAAACCUGCAAAUCUACCCCUGCGCAAAGGCGACGAUCCUGUGUACAUGAGGAAUAAUAAGUUGCUGGUCGUUACCUGGCAUGAUACUAAAAGGGUAUCUGUGAUAUCAACUGUCCAUCCCAAUCGAAAUGUCGAAAAGAGAAUCCGAUCAAAACACAGUCCAGAUGGAUUUAGGGUGGUCAAAAAGCCAUACUGUGUUGUCCAGUAUAAUUCUUACAUGGGUGGUGUGGAUCUUGCGGGUCAGCGCAUGAAAACAUACAACUUCCCGCACAGGUCAAGGAAAUGGUACAUGCGCAUCAUCAAUGCACUCAUUUCUAUUUGCCUUGUAAAUGCUCAAGUUAUUCACAGAUCUGUGGUGAAUGCAGAAAGACAACUUGACCUGAAGUCUUUCAUUAUGGAAGUCUGUACCUCACUCCUUGAAGGCUAUGGCAAACGUGACUCUGUACGCCCAGGACGCCCUAUUACAGGUGAUAAGCCUCAGAGAUUGGUAGAAAGACACUGGCUGGAACCAACGGGAAAGGCAAGACCCCAGUGUGUGGUUUGCUGUGACACAUCCAUUCCAGGGGGGAAGAAACAAACCCACUUUCGUUGCCGUCAGUGUGGGGUUGCGCUUUGUGCCUACCCAUACAACGAGCGCUACCACACCCAGCUAAACUACAAACUGUGCCACUUGUUUUUCUAG
This is a messenger RNA of Liolophura sinensis, 1029 nucleotides long. Its product is annotated as piggyBac transposable element-derived protein 4-like. The transcript has a single exon. Bases 1 to 1029 code for a protein of 342 amino acids. The record is from RefSeq and is a predicted model, not a curated record. Lineage: Eukaryota; Metazoa; Mollusca; Polyplacophora; Chitonida; Chitonidae.